Molecule: messenger RNA, 1449 nt
Organism: Closterium sp. Naga37s-1
Lineage: Eukaryota; Viridiplantae; Streptophyta; Zygnematophyceae; Desmidiales; Closteriaceae
Source: the annotation of a GenBank genome assembly
AUGCAGGUGCGGGGGAGAUGCAGGUGCGGGGGAGAUGCAGGUGCGGGGGAGAUGCAGGUGCGGGGGAGAUGCAGGUGCGGGGGAGAUGCAGGUGCGGGGGAGAUGCAGGCAGUGGCAGCACAGCGGGGCAUGACGGUGCGCGUGUCAGCGCUGCCGCUGGUGGGCAUGGGGGCGCCAUACCACCGCCACGGCAUCCCCACCAUCGGCCCCGCCAAGACCAUGCCCAGUGGCGGGUUCAUCUACAUGGACGGAAAGCAGCUUGCAAAUGACGUGGCAGCGGGUCUGCUGGACCUCACGCUGCAGCAGUGGCAGGCAAUGAAGCGGUGGGUGGAGGCGCAGAGCAGCACGACAGGCGCCAUCGUGGCCGUGGGUGACGUCUUCCCGCUCGCCCUCGCCUGCCUCGCCUCCCACCACUCCACCACGCUCCCUGCCACUGCUGCGCCCAGCACUGCCCCAGCAGCAUCACGGGCAGCGGCACUGCCCUUUGCCUUCAUGGGCACGGCCAAGAGCGAGUUCUACAUCCGCGCGGACGACGCCCGCCUGCUGCCCUCGCAGGCCACAACAUUCGUGGAGAGGUGGUGGCACGGAGGGGGAGUGUACCACCCGUGGGAGCGAUGGCUCAUGGCGCAUGCAUGCUGCAGGCUGGCGGCAGUGAGGGACCGCCUCACUGCUCAGGUGCUCGCCCAGAACAUGCCCUUGGAGGAAGCUUCCCCCUCUGCUUCCUCCUCGUCCUCCCCUGGCACGGUGCAGGAUGGCAGCGAGGCAGGGCUGUUCAGACGGGGCAAGGUGGCGUACCUGGGCAACCCCAUGAUGGACCACAUCUCGCCAUCGCCCCACCUGCACACCUUCAUCCACACCCACCUCCGCGCUUGGCUGCACCACCGCACCACCCGUGAUGCGCACAGCGAGGGGGGCGCUCAUACCACGGCACCACACGGGGCGCCCCCGGGCGAUGCAGCGUGCCAGAGCAGCAGCAGCCCGUUCCGCCACGUGUUGGCCAUCCUGCCCGGCUCCAGACCGCCUGAAGUGGCGGGGCAGCUGUGCUGGCUGCCGCUCAGCCCCUCCCGAUCCACGUCAGAAGGGGCGGGAGGAGGGGCAGAGGCGGGGUGGGCAGAGCUGGACGGGGAGGGGUUGCUGCAGGGGCGUGUGCUAAUCCUACCUGAGCGAGAGGAAGGCGAGGAGGCACAUGGUAAUAGCAGAGCGUGGCGAGAAGAGAAUCGGGCUGUUGUUGCUCUUGGAGGGGCGCAAGAGGAGGGGAAGGGAGGGGGCAGUAUUGCUGCAGGGGGGAGCAGCGGUGGGGCAGCGAGCAGUGGUGUGAGGAGCACGGGGGGAGUGCGUGCGGUGGUGGUGGUGGUGAGGGGGGGAUUUGCAGAGUGCGCUCAUGAGGCUCAUGGCGCCCUGGCCAUGGCUGGCACGGCCACCGAGCAGAUGGUGAGAUUGGGAAGAUAA